This is a messenger RNA of Naegleria fowleri, 1038 nucleotides long. RefSeq lists its product as uncharacterized. The record is from RefSeq and is a predicted model, not a curated record. The coding region runs from base 1 to 1038 and encodes 345 amino acids. NCBI's taxonomy places the organism in Eukaryota, Heterolobosea, Eutetramitea, Acrasida, Naegleriidae. The transcript has a single exon.
AUGAUUACGCCAAAGAAAACAUCACCGAACCACCACCACCAACAUCAUGAACAAAAUUUAGUUCUUGUACACUAUGAUGACCAAUUCGAUCUGAAUCAUGAUGUACCGAAUCAAUAUGGAAUUUUACAAACAACACCAAUCCCAUCAAUUAGGCAAGCCUGUUAUAUGACUCUUCCAUCAAACUCUGGUAUGAUCAUUGAUGUAUUACAAGCCUCAUCUCCCAUUGGUUAUUAUAUAGUUCGACCUUCCAGUGAUACAACAGUCACUACAAGCACACAAAAUUCAAUUACAGGCAGCGGUAACACAGAAUAUUAUUUAGUUCAAAUAUGUAACCCAGUGACAAAUGUCUCAUCCAUGUGUGGGAAUGAUUUAAUCUAUCAGUAUAAAGCUGUGGCAUAUCUUGUGGAUGGAUCAUCAUGCAAACCAUUGAGCAACACUGGAGGACCAACUGUGAAAUUACUUCAAAAUUCAACUCACACUCUUGGAAUUUCUUUGGUUUACACACCUUUUGGAGUGAGCAACUUUCUGAGUGGUACAAAUAUUGAUUUAUAUUGCCAUCGAUAUACUCCUGUGAAUACUACACAAGAACAAUUGAUAUUUAAAAAGAAAAUAACUAACGUGCUAACCACUACAUAUUAUUUUGAAAUGUAUACUCGAUAUGCGUGUCCCUUUAAUGGCACAGCUCCACCAACUCCAUCAGGAUUAGAUUUAACGGAUUUUUAUCAAAUGUUUUUGGCAAUAUCAAUAAUUUCUAUAGUGGUGGUAGGACUCUGUCAUUUAAUAGUUAGCUUAUUUUCAUAUCGAGUAUUUAAAUGCAAUUUAAUUACUAUUUGGAUACCAUUGAUAUCUUUUGCUCUUGGAUGUCUAUAUUGUUUGUUGGAGGUGGUUGUUUACAGUGUUGCCAUUUCUGGAAUUUACGUGUCCAUAGGUAUUAGCAUGUCACCAUUAGAGGUAUCGAUUUAUGCAAUAAUUGCAAUCGUACCACUAUUGUUCAAUGCAAGCGGUUUGUUCGCCAGACGAAGACUUGAAUUCUUUUAA